UCACAGACUCGGAGGGGCAGCCGUUAGCCGUGGAGUUACCACAGAGAUGAUGUUUCGAGUUAUUUGGCUCCCAGUGUUUGUGCACUGAGUCUCUGAGUACUUUCACUGCGGAUCAGAGGAUUGUGUUGGGAUUUAAAACACCAGAGGAGGAAGAGGAGUGAAGCUAUCAGAGAUGUUGGAGUCCAGUUCAUGAAAUUUCCAGAGGAUGCAUACGACACGCAGCCCCUCAUCCAUCCCCACAGGUGUCUCCGGAGACGCCCUGGACCUGAGUCUGUCCGGCUCCCAGCUCACUGUAUCCAAGAGACCCAGCAGUGCGUCGCCCGGGAAGUACUUCUCUAGGUCCGUGUCGGUGUCUGUGGCGAGCGACAGCCGAGGGAAACGCAACACCCUGAGUGAUGCCAGCUUCGGGAGCUCCCGCUCCAUCAAGAACCUCAGGAGGUCCAACAGCACGACUCAGGUCAAUCAGCAGGCCAACAUCAGUUUAAGUCAGGACCAGAGUGAGGACUACCUGUCUCUGUUCGACAGCAGCUCAGAUGGACGCAAGAAACUCGCCAGCCUUAGUAAGGCCUCCCCGGACCGAACCACGUGGAACAUCCUGGAUGAUCAGCCUCGAGCGUUCCCCCUGCACUCCAGCUCACGCAGCACCGGCAGCGUGGACUCGCCCACCAGCCUGAAGAAGAGAGAGCCUGGCAUCACUCUGGCUGCUACUUUUACCGCCAACAACAGGAGCAACAAGGGAGCCGUCGGGAACUCUGUCACCACCAUCCUGCACAACAACUACUCAGAGAAACCUCUCACGCCAAAGAGCUCCAACCAGAAGCCCUCUUUUAAUAACAUCCUGAAGGCCACAGCCAACGACGAGGUGUCUCUGGAGAACGGCUCCCUCACAAAGUCCCAGAAGAAUUUCUCCUCGUCUUCCUCCACCUCCAACAACAGAUCCCCGGUGUCGGCCCACCACGGCAGCCCCGUCCUGACCCGGAGGAGAGAGGCCACUGAGGAGGAGGCUGAGAGGUUCAUUCAGCAGGUGAACCAGGCAGCCGUCACCAUCCAGCGUUGGUACAGGCGCCAUGCAAAGAGGCAUCACGUGAACCAGGCAGCGCUCAAACGCAUCCUCGCCAGUAAACGAAAGGAGUGGGAGGAGAGAACAGAGGAGGACAGCAGCCUGGAGCAGCAGCAGAAGAAGGACGAAGAACGAAGAAGGAUCCGUGAGGAGAAAGCUCGUGUUGCCCGCCUCGCUGCCAUCAAGGAGUUGCAGCAGAAACGAGCUCAGCGCGUUGCAGAGGUGCAGCAAGCAGCUGAGGUGGAGCGGGAGAGUCUGAGGCCGCCGCCUGCUGGGACCGGGCGCAAGAAGCCGCCCAAGAUCUGUCCUCCCAACAAAAGUCCAGCCUCGCCGAGCAACAACAGACCGACUUCACCCACGGACGUCAAAGCUCAGAACACAGACUCCAAUUUAAAUGUUGUGGCCGACUUCGGGGAGCUGAGCUUCAGAGCCAUCUCACCGGCUCUGUCUGGUACCAGAGGCUCCAAGAGCGCUCAGGAUCAGGAGAUCAGAGCAGAGGUGGAGGUUUGUGUGGAGCAGCAGCAGUAUCAGGAAAACGACAGGAAGCUGAUCCGUAAAGAGAAAGCUCGCCUCGCACGCCUGGCUGCCACGGGCGUGAAUACAGCCGGGGACCUGGAUCAGAGGAGAGUUCAGCGGGUAGUGGAGGUGCAGCAUGUCGUUGAGGUGGAGCUGGAAAACAUGAGGCAGCCGUCUGCUGCUGGACGCAAGAAACCACCAAAGAUAUCUCUGAGCAACAAAAGUCCAGCAUCCCCGAGCAACAACAGCCUGAUGUCCCCCACUGAUGUGAAGGCUAAGAACACAGACUCUAAUCUGAAUGUUGUCGCUGAUUUGGGCGAGCUCUCCAGCUUCAGAGCUGUUUCUCCAGCUCUGUCCAACUGCAGAGGCUCACAGUGCUCCCAGGAGAUCCUGCAGAGGUCGGUCAGCGUGGAGGACCAGCGGCAGGGAGCUCUGUCCAGCAGGGCUCCGUCUAAAACCACCCUGAACGAGCUGCUGGACACCCUGAAGCUGUUAGAGGAGGAGCCGGAGAGGCUGUCCGAGCCCAAGUGCUACCACAAAGAGAAAUACGCCUGGAUAGACGAGGACGGAGACUCCAACUCUCUGACCACCGACAACCUGGAGCGCCACGGCCAGCUGAUCCACCACCCCGCGUUGCCAGACGGGGGCGCCCUGCUCUCUGAGGCCAAGCUGCAGAGCAUCAUGAGCUUCCUGGAUGAGAUGGAGAAGUCUGAACAGGAGAGACCUCGCUCUGUCACCUCAGGGUCACACAGAGAGGCUGUGCUGUCAGAGGAGGAGCUGGUCGGGGUGGAGCAGGCGUCUGCCACUGCUGCAGAAAUCAGCGGAUCCAUGAUGAGGAUCAAACUGGAGCUGGAAGAGAAGAAACGCACCGUCAACAUGCUGCAGACUGCGCUGGCCCAGCAGAGGGAGCUGACGGUCAGACAUGUGAAGGAAACGGAGAAGGAGCUGGGCAGAAACUUCCAGCUCCAGAAGGAACAAUAUGAAGCAACUAUUCAGAGACAUCUCACGUUCAUCGAUCAGCUGAUCAACGAUAAGAAGGCUCUGAGCGAGCGCUGUGAAGGAGUGGUGGGAGAGCUGAAGCAGGUGGACCAGAAGUACACCAAGAAGAUUGCACAGAUGCAGGAGCAGCAUGAAAUGGUGUGGCAAAUUCUGGGUCCCUUGUGUGAGGAAAUCAAGAAGCUGAAGGAGUUAAUGAGCGCCACAGAGAAGAUCCGAAGGGAGAAGUGGAUCGACGAGAAGACCAAGAAGAUCAAGGAGAUCACCGUCAAAGGCCUGGAGCCAGAGAUCCAGAAGCUGAUUUCGAAGCACAAACAGGAGCUGAAGAAGCUGCGGACGCUUCACGAGGCGGAGCUGCUGCAGGCAGACGAGCGGGCCGCCCAGCGCUACGUUCGGCAGUGUGAGGAGCUCCGGCAGCAGCUGGAGAGGGAGAAGGAGGAGCAGAGUCAGAGAGAGCGGGAGCUCGCCAAACAGAGGUAUGAGAAACAGCUUCAGGAGGAGGAGCUGUCCCUGCAGCAGCAGAGGAGGCGUCUCUACAAGGAGGUGGCUGAUGAGAAAGAGAGGCUGGCCCAGCUGGCUGCAAGGCAGCGCGCUGAGCUGGAGGACUUGAGGAGGCAGCUGGAGGAGAACAGCUCUCUGGCCGGACGAGCUCUCAGAGACGAGCUGGACAAGAGCCGGGAGGAGCAGGAGAGGAGGCACCAGCUGGAGAUGAAGUCAGUGCAGGAACGCUUGGACAUUGAGAAGCAGACCUGGGAAGAAAACUACAAGAAAAAAGAGGAAGCCUGGUUGUUGAGCCGCGAGCGCGAGCUCAAAGAGGAGCUGCGGCGAGAACGCGACAAAGAGAUCGAGCUCGCCAUCUGGACGCUGGAGGAGGAGACGAGCAAGGACAAGGAGGAGUGUGAGAGGGCGGCCGACAACAGGGUGAAGCGUGUGAGGGAAAAGUACGAGUCUGAGCUGAGGGAGCUGGAGCGCUCGGAGAGGACGGCUCUGGAGAAACAUCAGGAGCUGAGGAAGCAGCAGAUGGAGACGGAGGGAGAGCUGAUCCGACUGCAGGCGGCGCUGCAACAUAAAGAGCAGGAGACUGAGGACGUCACGCAGAACAGAGACAAGCUGGUGGAGGAGCGCCGCAGCCUGGCCGAGGUCGUACGGCAGGAGUUCGCCGACCGUCUGGUGAUGACGGAGGAGGAAAACCGCAGGAUGAAGGUGGAGGUGUCGGAGCUUCGAGCGAGGAUGCGGCUGGAGGUGGAGAGAGUCACGAGAGAGAAGGAGGAGGAGCUGGCUGAAGUCCACCAAAGGGUGAAGUCGGCCAUCCUAAAGAAGGAAGAAACCGUCAACCAGCUCCGGAAGCAGCACGAGGCUGCGCUGAAGAGGGCGGAUCACCUGGAGGCCCUGUGGGAGCAGCAGAGGAAGCAGCUGUUGGAGAAGUGACUGACAGGAAGGCCUGGUUUGAAGGUUUCAUCUGUCUGGACCCCCGCCCCCCCUGCCUUCCCCCCAGCUGUAUCCACGGUGUGGCUCGAGCCGCCCUGAACCCCCCCUCCACCUGCUUUCUUUUGCCUGUGGAUGUUUUUCCUUUUGGCAAGACUGAACCUGUGGAGCUGCAGAGGGUUGAACAAGUGACUGAACCUUGUCCUACCUCAUUAGAACAAUAAGAUGGGGGAAAGCAUGGGGCCUCAAUGUAUAGACCCCCCCCAAUCCUCCACCACUACACCACCCACCCGGCAUGAAGGGGCGUGCUGUGUUGGAACUUUGCUCAUUUAAAUGCUGCAGACCAGGUGGCACCACAUGAAAGACUGUGGAUGGACGUCCUAUUCUUCCUCUCUCUCUUCAGGAGGAAGGUUUUUGUGACUGUACCCCCCUCCCUUCCUCCCUCCCUCCCUCCCUCUGCAGUCUGUCGGAGCAGGAAUGUCUCCUUGUUCCCCACAGAGCUGCCACAGAGAGCACUUCCAGAUGUUUCUCAGACCAGUGUGGGCCUGUGUUGGUGCAGUAGACUUGGAGAGAGGGGGGGGGGGGGGGGUUUGCUGCUUUAACCGGAGGACCACUAACAACCCAGGACUGAGAUCAGUCAGCGCUCACGCUGGAGAAGGAGUCUGUGUGGCUCAUUGUGCCCUCUUUUAUCUGUUGAGUCAUGUGUUUCUGUCCCCGUGCCCCCUCCAGGCGCGCGCUAAUUACAGGAUCUACAGCCUCUCCCUCUCUGCAGCUCUGAGCGCCCUGUGUGUGUGUGAGAGUCUAAAACCAGAGUCUGGAUCCAGCAAGGAAGUCUGAAGAGAAGUACAGUGAAGUAAAGAAAGAGAUGGAUGUUUGAAGAAGGAAAGGAAAAGAAGUGAAGGAAGAGGAUGAUCGUAGAGCAGCUGAAUGUGAGGAAGAAGGGAUGAGGAAGAGGAUGAGGGGGCGUGGGAAGAAGAAAGAAUGCGUAUAGAAAAUGUUUAUAGGAUUAGGGGAGCAGAGCUGGAUCCAGCUUUCAGGCAGGAGGGGUGAGAGGGCGCCGAGCAUGUGACCUAAGGUAUGUUUAAAAGCACACCGGUUCAGCUUCAGAGGCCACACUGUGACAGAACGCUUCACACUCAACAAGGAGAGGGGGCCAGGACUCACGGGGGCCUUGAUUUACAGGGUCUGGACUGACAGAGAGACAGGUCCUGGACUCACACACACACGAAAAACUAUCCGAGGAGCCUCGUCCUCUCCGCGCUCACAUACGUUUCUCUCCUAAUUUCUUAACCUUUAAAACAAUCGAAGAUUUGUUGAAGCUCUCCUGGAGGACACAGGAAGUCUUUGUGGAUACGGUUUCAGAAGGACCGGUCCAUAGCAUGAGUUAGAGAGGGAGGGGGGGCGGGGGGAGAAACUCUAAACCUGGAAGUAAAGCCUGUUGUUGAGGAGCAGCGUGACGUGAAAGAGCGCGCUCCAGAUCCUCAGACAAAUAUUUAUUCUCUCCUUCUUUUCUUAUUUAUUUUCUACUCCAGCACUCGGGACCUCUGAGGAGUCGUCAGUCCGGAUUAAGGUCUGGACUCGAAGUGGCGUUCCUCUCAGCGUCGAGUGUUUUUAAUUCCUCUUUGUGAGAACGCUAAAAAGUGGUUCUGCAGAACUUUUAACUGCAGCGCUGAAACUUUAUAACCGUGCCAUUUGUAGAUGGUUUAAUAGAGUACGUCAGGUUCUUCUGACACGGAGGUAGACUGGGCCGCGGGGCGAACGGUUCAUAUGAAGAGUACAGUAGAAGAAGAGCGUCAGGAGUUACAGUUUUUAACCUGGGAGGCAUUAAAUCACUGUCAUUCACCGCUCGUCCUCAUUUCCUCUGCAGGAUGUUUGAAUCUGCAGAAACGAUGAUAUGCUGGGUCAGUCCUCAGGUUUUAUGCAUGAAGGACUAGACUUGGUCCAAGUUAAACCUGCUUUGUUAAAGCACACAUUUUAAAAAUGUGGCUGCACCCUAAAUUUCCUGAGCUGCGAGUGUGUAUGUGGUGAAUUAAUGUUCCUGGAACUUGAUUCGGAUCCUGCUCUCUGUUACCCCUUUUUCCACCGAGGCAGUUUCAGCGCCGGUUUGGAGCCGGUGCUCAAUUGAGAACCAGCUAUUUGUGUUUUGACUGCAAGAGAACCGGCUCCCAGCCAGGAAAACAGGUUCCAGAGCAGCUUUAAUUCUUUGCUGGUCUAGAACCGAGAACCGCUUAUGUCAGGGGCGAUGGGUGACGGGCAAGGGUGAGGUUGCCGUGACCAAAAAGACAAACCAAACAGAACGAAGCUAAUGGAUUCCAAGGUCGAGGAAACAAGAUGCCUCCUUGUGGUUUGGUCCUGGCAGGAGAUCCAGAACAAGCGGGAGUGCCAUCGUCGUUGUUGUUGUGAGGGAAAGUUCUUGCUAGCGCUGCUGGGAAAAGCGGUUGAGCGGGCGGAAAGUUGGUUGCAAGUUGAACCAGCUCUGAUCCAGCGCGAGCACCAGCCCUGAACUAGAGCCAGGUUCGCGUUGGUUGAGAAGGGGUCUGUUGUAGGGAGAACAGUUCCUAGUUCCUGCAGUGGAAACACAACAUUUAUCAAACCGGCCUCGUUGUGACAAAAACAAAGCAGUCAAGCCGAUCUGAACCCUCCCAAACGAGGAGACCUGAUCCCCAGACGGGAGCUUUUCAGAGACAGCCGUGGUUGGAUAUGUGUCACGCUUCUCUGUGGGUUUCACGGUCACUAACUGUGAGUCAUGAGGACCUGAACGCCUCACAGCACGCCUCCUCCCGCUGCGCCCUGCUGCUGUUGGCACAGCAGAGCGGGAGGCUGCUGCUGCUGCUGCUGGCCUCGGACUCGGGAGAGUGGCGAUGUGAGCUGGCAUUCCUCGCGCAUGCCCGUCCUACGAGUGCCAACGAGCCUUGCCUUUGUGUGUGUGUGUGUGUGUAUGUGUGUGUGUGUGCCACCCAUCAUGACCUGAGAUGACCCUGCCGGUGCCAGAAACAGAACCCGGCUCACCCUCCGGUUUUAUUUCUCCUGUUUGUAACGUCGUAUGAAUCAUUCCAGCUGUCAGCGCUUAUUGUCUCCGUUUGUUCCACAUGUAACAUGUCCCCCCCCCCCCCCGUGCCCGUACACGUAGCUCUUGAACGCAUCACUCUCUGCUCUUGUUUUAGUCUAGUUUUUAAUCUCAUGCUGGUGGUUCCAAAAACUGUGAAGAGACGAUGACUGAUCUGAGAAUAAAAAGCAAAGACUGUUGAGAAGA
Notolabrus celidotus (New Zealand spotty) is the source of this 7250-nucleotide messenger RNA. It is a transcript of the gene cep131, whose product is annotated as centrosomal protein 131. Gene Ontology annotation, cellular component: centriolar satellite. The coding region runs from base 206 to 4000 and encodes 1264 amino acids. NCBI's taxonomy places the organism in Eukaryota, Metazoa, Chordata, Actinopteri, Labriformes, Labridae. The transcript is spliced from 30 exons. Gene Ontology annotation, biological process: regulation of centrosome duplication; intraciliary transport involved in cilium assembly; cilium assembly. The record is from RefSeq and is a predicted model, not a curated record.